Molecule: messenger RNA, 807 nt
Organism: Cyprinus carpio (common carp)
Lineage: Eukaryota; Metazoa; Chordata; Actinopteri; Cypriniformes; Cyprinidae
Product: histone H2A-like
Cellular component (GO): nucleosome
Molecular function (GO): structural constituent of chromatin; protein heterodimerization activity; DNA binding
Source: RefSeq, a predicted model, not a curated record
GGGGUUUUCUCUACUUUAAUUCAUUCUUUGAAUUGUGUUGAAGUAGUUGUUUCUACGAUGAGUGGAAGAGGCAAAACCGGUGGAAAGGCUCGCGCUAAGGCCAAGACUCGCUCCUCAAGAGCUGGAUUGCAGUUCCCCGUCGGUCGUGUUCACAGGCUUCUCCGCAAAGGUAACUAUGCCGAGCGCGUCGGUGCCGGUGCUCCGGUGUAUUUGGCCGCUGUGCUCGAGUAUCUCACCGCUGAGAUCCUGGAGUUGGCUGGAAACGCCGCUCGGGACAACAAGAAGACCCGUAUCAUCCCCCGUCACCUGCAGCUGGCGGUGCGCAACGACGAGGAGCUGAACAAGCUUCUGGGCGGCGUGCUGCCCAACAUUCAGGCCGUGCUGCUGCCCAAGAAAACCGAGAAACCAGCCAAGACCAAGUAAACUGAAUGAAGUUUCUCUUCAAACUAAAGGCUCUUUUAAGAGCCGCUACUUAUCUCCUAAAAAGUGAUUUCUUUUUUUCAUACAGUCUUUGAGUUUGUUUAAAGACAGGUUGAAGUGUUUAGUAAGGUUUAAUUCAAUGACAGGGUUUUUGUUUCUCCAAACUUGAGUGAAAAUGUGCUCCCACAGAGUUUCAAUUUAAAUAACAUGCCGUUUGUGUUUAAAUUCAGCAGUCUUAAACGGUUAUUGAUAACUUAAUGUGUAUUAUGAAAACGUUUUUGGCUUGGUCAAAGGGAUUGGAUUGAUGCAUACAGUUGCAAUCAAAAUUAUAAUUAAAGUUAUUUUGUUGCGGAGAACACUAUUUUAUAAAAACAAUUAAACAAAGGC